Messenger RNA from Phoenix dactylifera (date palm), 1869 nucleotides. RefSeq names its product protein RGF1 INDUCIBLE TRANSCRIPTION FACTOR 1-like. NCBI's taxonomy places the organism in Eukaryota, Viridiplantae, Streptophyta, Magnoliopsida, Arecales, Arecaceae. The record is from RefSeq and is a predicted model, not a curated record.
GACCACUCCCGAUCCCCUCUCCGCAUCUUCCGUAUCCGACCUCUCUCUCCAUCUCAGCCGUCCACCCGCUGCACCCCGCUCCCCUUUUUGAUUCCUCCCUCCCAUCGAUUAGUAAUUUAAUGUUAUAAUGUCCGCCCCCCCUGGCCGAGGCGUUGUUGUGUUGUUGAGUUCUAAGUUCUCCAAUCCCCCACGCCUCACCCUCUCUUCUAUUCCUCCCUCUCCCUCUCUUCGUCGCAUUAAUUGCCGGCAUUGCGAUCGCCGGCCGGCCGGCGGCUGCGAUGAUGAUGAGGAGAGUGGCGGCGUCGCUGGUGCCGCCGUGGCUGGAGCCCCUACUGACCACCCCUUUCUUCUCCGCCUGCCCGUCCCAUUCAGACGCCGCCCGCAGCGAAUGCAACAUGUACUGCCUCGACUGCUCCUCCUCCUCUGGCGCCGCCGCGGCCGCUUUCUGUUUCUACUGCCGCACCGACCGCCACUCCGGCCACCGGGUAAUCCAGAUAAGGCGAUCGUCGUACCACGACGUUGUGCGGGUGGCGGAGAUCCAAAAGGUUCUGGAUAUCACCGGGGUGCAGACGUACGUGAUCAACAGCGCGCGCGUGCUCUUCCUCAACGAGCGUCCCCAGCCGCGUGCCAGCGCCAAGGCCGCCGGCGCCUCCGCCCACACGUGCGAGAUCUGCGCCCGCUCCCUCCUCGACCCCUUCCGCUUCUGCUCCCUCGGCUGCAAGUUGGUGGGGAUAAAGAGGAAUGGGGGCGCGAGCUUCGUGCUGAAGGGCGGCGGGGAGAACGAUGAUGAGGAGGCGAGAGAGAGCGGGAGGGCGGCGGAGGAUACGAAGGGGUCACCUGACCGCGGAGAGGGACCGCGUGAGGUGGUGCGGCACGGCAUCGGACUCCCCGCGCCUUCUUCUUCUUCGUCGUCAUCGUCGUCGUCUUUCCCCAGCUCGAGAAGGCGAAAAGGAAUUCCCCACCGCGCCCCUUUUGGCUCCUGACAGCGAAAAAGGUCACAAGAUUUCUCCUCUCCCUCACCUUCUAUGCAGGGAAAAAACAAGUUAUAAGGUUGGUUGGUUACAUUUGAUUAACAACGUAAGUUGAGUUACAGAAUGGGAUGGAUGACUUGAUUCUAUAUUAUUCUUAUACUAUUCUCUCUUGUGGCUCUCUGAGAAGGAACUUUGUGAAUGAAUGAAGGAAUGAAUAAAGAGUGGAGGGCAUUGUGGGGACUGUAACUUGCGUGGUGUUGUGUCAAGCUGGAAUAAAUAUAGCUGGGCCCCAGAACCACCACAUGGAUGGUGAUUGGGUCGAGGGUGGGGCUCCUAAGUUCUCAUUUCAGCACACUAGCCCUUCGCCAACUUUAUUGGAUUGUUUGAUUGGGUUGGAGAAACCCACGCUUCUUUUGGGGCCCUCUCCCCAACAAUAAUUCCAUGCAGCAUCGCGUCGUCACCCAUUCCACUUUCCAUCCGACGUGGCAGGAGGGGAUUUGUUCAUUCGUAGCAGCGGAUGGGUGGCUCCGCGGGUGACGUCGUGCUGCUGCUUUGCGUUGUUCCUUUCCUCGAUUCCUCUUUCUAUGUUUUAUGAACUGGCUGGCUUGUGGAAGGUUGAUAUCCCUUUCAAGGACCACCGUGGGACCUUGAGAAAAAGAGGAGGAAAUGGGGAGGAUUAAUGGAAAGUGAGUGCUAAACAGAAUGGUGAUGGUAGCUUUUGGUCUUUCCCAUGGAGUAAUCUAGUUGAUAUUGCCUGUCCUGUUUUGUUUUUGGUACACGAUAUUGCCUGUCCUUGAAAUGCGCCUUUUUUGCUCUCUACGACAAGGUUACGGCCCUGUUAAGGCUGUUAGAUCUCCAUCAAUCGGAAUUAAGAUUCUUCUCCUGGAGAAUUUAUUAA